Messenger RNA from Ectocarpus siliculosus, 1797 nucleotides. The record is from the annotation of a GenBank genome assembly. Lineage: Eukaryota; Phaeophyceae; Ectocarpales; Ectocarpaceae.
AUGGGAAACUCCCAGUUCAACAGCUCCAAGGACGGCGAGGGAGGGCCGGACAGGGAGGGGGGCGGGUUCAGCGACUACCAACAAACGAGAACAGCGGCGGGCGCGCCUGGAGGCUUCUCGGACGCUACCUUCGCCCCCCCCGUGCCAAUGGGAGACGGACGGAGGCACCUCUACGGCGGGGUAGCAUCUCGAGACGGGACUGCCAGGCCGGGGGCCGAGGGCCCGCCGGGAGACGCCAUGGACGUUGAGGCCAAGGCGGACGAGGGAGAGGAGGAGGAAGAGUUGGUGCCCACGGUGUUUCGAUGGGAGCACGGAGGCCGACAAGUAUACAUUACAGGGACGUUCAACAACUGGGAGAAGCAGAUCCCGAUGCAUAGGAGCGGUAACGAUUUCACCUACAUCCACACGUUAAAGAAGGGGAAGCACGCGUUCAAGUUCAUCGUCGACGAUGAGUGGCGAUUCGCGCCGGACCAGCCGACGGUAGCGGACAUAGAGGGCAGGGUCAACAACUUCAUCGACGUGAGCGACUUCGUGGGCUACACUGGAGAGGAGAACUUCGAGGCGAACCGGCUGAAGCAACUGGAGGCGAAUGAUAAAUACAGCCAGUGCACGCCAGACUUGGACGAGUACACGAAGGAACCGCCGCCGCUGCCACCCCACCUUAGGCACAUCAUCCUCAACAAGAACCCGCCUGCGAAUGACCCAUCCGCGCUGCCGGUACCGCAGCACGUGGCGUUGAAUCACUUGUACUGCACGGCGAUAAAGGACGGCAUGAUGGUGCUGGGGAUGACGGAGCGAUACAAACAAAAGUUCGUCACCACUGUAUACUACAGCACCAUGCCGGGAUAAUCCACGGAGUGCUUUGAGUGUGCCGGGGGGGGGGGGCGGGGGGCGGAGGGUUUUGCGGGGCCUCAUGGCGCCCAAACGGGUCCACAGGAGGCGGGUGAAAAGCGAUGGUGUGCGCUGUGUUUCGGGAUCCCAACAACAACCUGCAAGUUUGGGGGAAUGAGCAGGGUUGGGGGAUUGUGGAGGGAGGUUGUCGAGCGGUGUGACCAAGGGCACACGACGGAAAGAAAAAAGGGCAUUUGUCCUUGUUUUGCGAGUGAGGCUUUGGAAUCUCUUGCUGAACUAGGUCGCCGUUACCUUGGUUUUUUGCUUCUUUUUUUUUCCCGCGAAUGGGGAACGGACUUCACUGGGUCCGAGCGAAAUGAAAUGGACGUUCCCGCGAGAAAUUUCCUCCGCGCUUGCCAUUUUUUUUUUUUGGGAUCCCACCUUGUGUUACUUCGGGUUUCACGAGGAGGCGUUAAGCUUGAGGGCCCCGUGGCUGAACGAGAAGGGUCACCAAGAGGUUUAGUAGAGAGAAUCGGUGUGUAUACUGUGGGUUCUCCUGGGUAAGCUUGUGCCUCGACGGUACCUGUUGUGGCUGGUGUUCGCUUUUUGGUGCUGCCGCCGCGGUGUCAAUGAAGACCGCUAGAUUUUCGGUCGUGGUUGUGUAGGGCGCGAGGGGAAGAGAGAGCAGGAGACUAUCUCUCUCUACUUUUUUUUAUUUUUCCCGUGCUCCAAAUGGGACAGAGCAGUGCGCUGUUGUGUUGUUUUUUAUUCCGUCUUGUGUUCGUGUUCGGGUGUCCGCGAGAGAGGGGAAGGGCGUUGUGAAGGUUGAGCACACUUGCCACACUAACACCGUCUACCUGCUUUUCGAUGUCAGCACUUGCGCAUCGGGGAGACAGCAGUAGGGUCCCCCCUGGACCGUGCUUUGCUCCCCGCGUGUUUCUGCAUAUUUGCCCCCCCCCCACCCCC